AUGGGCCGCACCGACCCUGGGUACGCCUGGGUAUGUCCCAGCAUCGACGUGUUCCACCUGCCGACUUUGAGAGACCAGUCUCUGGACUGGGACCCAGUUCAGCCGAGAGACUACAUAAAUGAUGUGGACGGCAGACUGUACAGAUUUAACGAAAUGUUAGCAACGCGAGAGGUCUAUCUCAAUCCAAAGCCUGCUGCUGCCGCUCUGCUUCAGCACGUGAGGAUCAUCAGAAUCAAUGGCAUCAAAAGGAUGCUGCAUUAUUAUUGCCCAGAGGAGAUCCGCUGCAUUGAAUCUCUUCCUGCGCUUGAGCUCAUCCAAGCCUCUUGCGGGGCUUACGGGGACGGGGACGCCAGGCGCUUUCCGCCACUACCGGAGAACUCAGAGGACCGCCACCGCCACGGGAAACUGAUUCCAAUCGAUGAAUCGAUGUAUCCACACGCGGCGAUGGCUGCAGAGCGAGACCCAAGCGGUUUGGACCACUUUUGGGGAAAGCUACUCAAGCGUGGUGUGAGAUUUGAGCUGACCGGGGAUUCGGAUUUGGAAGAAGAGGACAUAAUAGCUCGCAAUGAGCUCGCGCAAACGCCCGAGGGCCUGAUGAUUCGAUUCACCGACCAGGUAUGCCGUUGUUACCUGGAUCCGGUUGAGACGGAGAGGAAGCGGAUGAUGGAGGAGAUGGGCUUCGGGUCUCAGUGGUAUAUUUCGUUGCCCAGGGACAUGUCAAGCAACGACUACAUCCGCUGCCGUUGA
Molecule: messenger RNA, 747 nt
Organism: Colletotrichum aenigma
Lineage: Eukaryota; Fungi; Ascomycota; Sordariomycetes; Glomerellales; Glomerellaceae
Exons: 1
Coding region: 1-747 (248 amino acids)
Source: RefSeq, a predicted model, not a curated record